Molecule: messenger RNA, 251 nt
Organism: Dentiscutata erythropus
Lineage: Eukaryota; Fungi; Glomeromycota; Glomeromycetes; Diversisporales; Gigasporaceae
Source: the annotation of a GenBank genome assembly
CAACUAUUAAUCAGGAUUUAAUUAAUGAGAAAGAUAUCCCAUUUAUGCCUUGUGACAUAGAGGAAUAUAAUGAGUAUAUAAAUAAUACUCCACACUAUGUUUAUGACUUUAUGAAUACAAAGUUAUUUGAGUCCAAGGUAAAGGAUAUUCUUAUUAAAGGAAAAGAUGAUGAAGGAGAAACUGUAGAUAUGACUAAGCUCCGAAUAGAACAUGUGAAGGCUUUUCCGAUCAGAAAUUGGAGAUACACAUAA